Messenger RNA from Piliocolobus tephrosceles (Ugandan red Colobus), 3740 nucleotides. RefSeq names its product putative P2Y purinoceptor 10. Gene Ontology annotation, molecular function: G protein-coupled receptor activity. Lineage: Eukaryota; Metazoa; Chordata; Mammalia; Primates; Cercopithecidae. The record is from RefSeq and is a predicted model, not a curated record. The coding region runs from base 189 to 1208 and encodes 339 amino acids. The transcript is spliced from 2 exons. Gene Ontology annotation, biological process: positive regulation of Rho protein signal transduction; phospholipase C-activating G protein-coupled receptor signaling pathway. Gene Ontology annotation, cellular component: plasma membrane.
AUGUUGGCUGAUUUUUCUGCUUUUCUUAUUAGAUUCAAACUCUAUGCUGGUCAUUCCCUUCAGGAUUUGGCACUCACCAACAGACCCUUCUUUCAAGGGAAAAGGCAUCUCUUUUAAUGGUGCUGACCUUUGGAAUAGGAAGCAUGUACCCUGGACAGAGCACUUCAAACUAGAGGAACCAUAAAUCCAUGGCUUACCUUGACAAAUAUACUGAAACAUUCAAGAUGCGUAGCAACAGUACCAGCACUGCUGAGAUUAACUGUAAUGUCACUAAUGUGAAAUUUCAAUACUCCCUUUAUGCAACCACUUAUAUCCUCAUAUUCAUUCCUGGUCUUCUGGCUAACAGUGCAGCCUUGUGGGUUCUGUGCCGCUUCAUCAGCAGGAAAAAUAAAGCCAUCAUUUUCAUGAUCAACCUCUCUGUGGCUGACCUUGCUCACGUACUAUCUUUACCCCUCCGGAUUUACUAUUACAUCAGCCACCACUGGCCUUUCCAGAGAGGACUUUGCCUGCUCUGCUUCUACUUGAAGUAUCUCAACAUGUAUGCCAGCAUUUGUUUCCUGACGUGCAUCAGUCUUCAAAGGUGCUUUUUUCUCCUCAAGCCCUUCAGGGCCAGAGACUGGAAGCGUAGGUACGAUGUGGGCAUCAGUGCUGCCAUUUGGAUCAUUGUGGGGACUGCCUGUUUGCCAUUUCCCAUCCUGAGAAGCACAGACUUAGACAACAACAAGUCCUGCUUUGCUGAUCUUGGAUACAAGCAAAUGAAUGCAGUUGCAUUGGUCGGGAUGAUUACAGUUGCUGAGCUUGCAGGAUUUGUGAUCCCAGUGAUCAUCAUUGCAUGGUGUACCUGGAAAACUACUAUAUCCUUGAGACAGCCACCAAUGGCUUUCCAAGGGAUCAGUGAGAGGCAGAAAGCACUGCGGAUGGUGUUCAUGUGUGCUGCAGUCUUCUUCAUCUGCUUCACUCCCUAUCAUAUUAACUUUAUUUUUUACACCAUGGUAAAGGAAACCAUCAUUAGCAGUUGUCCCAUUGUCCGAAUCGCACUGUAUUUCCACCCCUUUUGCCUGUGCCUUGCAAGUCUCUGCUGCCUUCUGGAUCCAAUUCUUUAUUACUUUAUGGCUUCAGAGUUUCGUGACCAACUCUCCCGCCAUGGCAGUUCUGUGACCCGCUCCCGCCUCAUGAGCAAGGAGAGUGGUUCAUCAAUGAUUGGCUAAAAUUAAGAUAUCUCUUUAAUUAUGACUUUGUUUACCUACGUUCCUUGUCUUUUUCCCAAAGGCCAGAGUUGAAAACCAAUUUCUUUAAUUGAACCUUGUGAAGAACAGAAAUAAGUACUUUUUGUGUGAUAUUCACAGUCAACAGGGGUGUGAUGGUGAAGGCAGAGUGUGAAAAAAGUGAGAGAGGAAGAGAAAAUAGAUUUACCUGAUUCCUCUUUGAAAUUCAAGCCACUUUCUUAUUUAAGAAACCUAGAUCAAGUUUUUACAGAUGUAAAUAAAAGUUGAAUUGUUUACCUUAAAUUUUUUUCAAUAAGUAAGUUAUUGUUAAUAAUGCACAGUAAAUAUGUGAGUUUGUCCUAGCAUGUAAAAAAAUAGCUUUCAUAUAAAGACCUUAAAUUCUGAGUGAGAGUAAAAAUGUCUAGUCCUUCUAACGAUAAAUUUUUCUAACAGGCAAGAUAGUGUGAAGAAUUCAAGCAACAUGCACAUAAAUUUCAGUACCACAAGCCUGUUACUAAAGAAAAGGCAUGGAAAUUCAUUCAUUCUUUGAAAAUGUGUUGGGUGCCUAUUGUGCUCUGGAUGGUCACUUUGUUAAGCAGUUUCUUUUUUUUCAUAAGUUAUUGGGGUACAGGUGGUAUUUGGUUACAUAAGUUCUUUAGUGGUGAUUUGUGAGAUUUUGGUGCAGCCAUUACCCGAGCAGUAUACACUGCACCACAUUUGUAGUCUUCUAUCUCUCACCCCCUUCCCACUCUUGCACACAUAAUAUCUCAUCUUGCCCUCUUAAUAAACCUGUGGAAAUUGCCAAUACAAAUGAAUAAAUGGAACUUCAGAGAGGUUAAGCAAUUUGCCUCAGGAUCAACAGCGGUUAGCCAAAAUUGGUCCAGUGUAAUACACCAUAUAUGCUUAUGUUAUUCCCUUCUUUUUGUUGUUACAUUUAUCAGGUCUAUACUAAAUUACCCUUCAAUGAUGAAGACACAGACUAAAGCUAAGCCACAUGAGAUCAAAUCCAUUUCAACAUGGUUUGCCUGGAAUUCUCCAAAAAAUCUGUGGGUUGUGGGUUUGGCAUGUCAAGCUUCAGACUGCAAGGUCUUAAAUGGUAAAUAGAUGCGUUGUCCUAAUACCAUUCCAAGGUAGAGAAUCCUGAUGAUAAGGAGUAUAGGAAACUCAAAUAGUUCAUUAUUUCUAAAAAAAAAAAAGUGUAUAUUUUAAGGCUUGAUACAAGUUCUACAAACCCCAUAAGUAGGUGAAAAAAGAAACUCUAUAGGGUGAUAAGCAUUCUAUAAAACCUGGAAAUUUGUGUGGAGUUCACCUAAGCUCACUUUUCCUAAAUAUAACUAUAUAAAAUUGUAAACAAAUUUGGUUUUUAGAAACUUUUAAGAAGAUUUCUGUGAGCAUAAUUGACAAUAUCUGCAUUAGAAGCAGAAAGUAUUAUCCAUCGUAAAUAUGAGAAAAGUAUAUGUUCUCUUUCUGACAAUCUUUUUAUCUUAUUUUUUUCAAAUGUUAUGGGUGUUGUUUCAGCACCAUUUUAAAGAAUUUGAAUACAAACAAUCCCUCAGCUUAUCAGGUUGAAUUUUAUGAAGCUCGCUUCAUCACUCUUAUCUUUUAUGUCUGCAAUAUAAAUAGUAUAGACAUUUGGUGUGAAAGGAGUAGAAAGGAAGUAGUAGUUCUGAGAGUAUUCACUUGAACAGAGUGACUAUGGAAGAAUGAAUAGCAAAAAAAGGAGAAUUCUUUAAAAAAGAUCUCUCACUGGGAAAAUAAAGAGUUAUGCAUUUACAAAGUAAUUAAACUGGUUUUCCUUGUAUUUUAUUAAUCUGGAUCUAAUGGCACUUCCUUAGGAGGGUUUUCAGAUGUGCUUGUAGUUAAUGGCAACAUUAUUGGAAUGACUACAUAGACAGUCCUACUCUGAGGAUAUGACUUUGGAAGAAACCCAUUUGGAACUACACAUCCUGCUAUGUCUGUGGAGAAAUGGAACCACAAUCCUCAAGAGUCACACUUCAUAUUCCCUGCUUUCAAGUGGUUGACAAAAGGUAGUGCUUCAAGCACAGGAUUUAUGGAAUAGUGGGCAAAUUAAACAACAUGCUUUUUAUUUUGACUACCAUUUAAGUGGAAUCUUUGAGCUUUUUUUUUGACAUGUGAAUCUCUAAUGUGGUGAGAGAGAAAAACAUAAAAACAUUCAAGCAAUCGACAAUUGGUUCUUUAACUUUAAAGGGGAUGUCUUUCAUAAUGCCAAAGGAAAAUGUGACAGGGCUUCAGCUGAUGACAUAGCAGUGCAAGAAAUCAGUGAAAUUACUUUAAGGUAUUACAAUAGACAACAAUUUUAACGGUUAUUCCUAUGCUUGUCACAGGCACAUAAUUUGAGACAAACAAGACAUCAAAACAUACAUCCUUGAAUUAGUUUUUCCAAAAAGUGAACACUGAAGCUAAACAUUGCCCCCAAAUCUCUGCAAGGUACUUAUCAAACUCCACAUAGAACCCAUUCAGUAUCUCAUAACACUGAUGAAAGACUGUUUAAACUUCUGAUAGUUUUGGUAAAAA